Molecule: messenger RNA, 4351 nt
Organism: Clupea harengus (Atlantic herring)
Lineage: Eukaryota; Metazoa; Chordata; Actinopteri; Clupeiformes; Clupeidae
Gene: ttll11
Product: tubulin tyrosine ligase-like family, member 11
Biological process (GO): microtubule cytoskeleton organization; protein polyglutamylation
Cellular component (GO): ciliary basal body
Molecular function (GO): tubulin-glutamic acid ligase activity; tubulin binding
Source: RefSeq, a predicted model, not a curated record
CCAAGCCAAGGACCAGGACCAAACAUUAGGGCAGCAUUUUAAGCGCUGCGGCUACAGAAAUAGCAGUCUUCCGGGCGCCUGACCGGGCUGUGGCACUUGGCACAUCUGUUCUCUGACAGCUCUCCCGAUGCUGUCAUCUGUUCCUCUGGCUCGCCCCCUUUCUAGGUAACGUUUGUCGUAAAUGCUAUGGCUGCGGUAGCUAGAAAUCAUUGCUCCAGUUUCCUAAAACAUCGAUAGCUUAUCAAGUUAAGCUUGCCGCUUAUGUUAGCGUUAAAUCGUUUAGGGAAAAUAUUUGCUUUAGUUAGCCAGUUACAGUUAGCCAGCAAGCUAAUCCAGUUUGACAGUUCACUAGCUUGUCAGAUGGCAUCUAUAAAUGGUUAGUUUGUGGUCUAACUUAAGGCUUUUUUUGCAAGUGUCAACAUGGGAUAAUAAUUCAACCUCACCACAAAAGUUCAGAGACAGGUCCAGUGUACCUGAUGAAUCCUUUGCGACAUCUUGCUAGCUACCUUGGUAUAUCAGCAGCCUAUCUGCAUUUACAGUCUUAAUAUAAUGGGCGUUAGCGGUUUCUUCCUAUCCAUCUGUAGGGUUAGGGGCAACUAGAUGCUGCACGACAGCUUUGCUAUCUUACACUGGACAGAAUCGUUAAAGGCAUUUUGAGGGUCGUCAGUUAACUUAUUGCCUUGGAAAAUGCAAACCUAUAUUACACUAUUCGAUGGAAGUCUUUUACAGUCUCUUGCGGUUUCAUUAACCUUAGUUUGCCGUAGCUAAAUCUCUCGGCAGUCUUGGUUAAUAACCUAGCUGAAUGGCUUGCUAUGCAAUUUUCCGUUUCUUGCACCUUCCGAGUCGUGUCAGCUGAAGGGUGUUUGUUUCCUUGUACGGAUCCAAACAGUGGCUAGUUUUAGCAGAUUUUGAGGUAAACUUCUUAUCAUAUGUUGCUAGCCCGUGAAUUAUCAAAGCAAAUACUUUUUUGCAUAAUCACAAAACCGGACUCUGUUUACAAACUUGCUAUUUUUGAUGCACAUAAUGAGUGAUCAUUAUGUGAAGGUAAAAGUUCAGCUUGAACAACUGAAGUCUACGGGCGAGGUGGAGGAGGCAGAGACAGCUGGGGAGGAGCAGGUGCCCAACGAAACGCCGCCGGCAUCCCUUUCCCCUCUUCCCGUUGCCCUUGAAGUCCGGAGGGAUGCCUCAAAGAAUCCCGGCACGGCCAGGAACAGGAGCAAAAGUCGGACUAAGCUCGGGAACUAUGACAAGAGCCCUAACACUAAACAAGACGCGCCCGUUUCGAGCCACCUGGACAAUGCGCCGUCGCUCCAGGUUAAAGGUACCGGAAAGGUUUUACAGGAGAAAGCGGAGGCGAACGGAAACGUGGUGACCAGCCAGCCACAUAAAGAUAUCAAAAGUGCACACAGCAAAGAGGAUGCCAACACACUUGUCAAAAAGAGGAGACCAGUCACCGUGGACACGUCCAAGGCCAAGACAUCUCUUGAGGCGCUCAAACUCAGCAUCCGGCAGCUCAAGUGGAAGGAGUUUCCCACAGGUCGACGUGCUGCUUGUGACAUCUACUGGCAUGGCGUCUCCUUCCAUGACAACGAGAACAUCGUCUCUGGACAGGUCAACAAGUUCCCAGGGAUGGUGGAGAUGUUGCGGAAGAUUAACCUGAGCCGUGCCGUGCGCACCAUGCAGGAGCUCUUCCCGGAGGAGUACAACUUCUACCCGCGCUCAUGGAUCCUUCCGGAAGAGUACCAGAUCUUUGCCACACAGAUUCGUCUGGCUAAGGACAUUGAUUCUUCCUCACCGCGACCAACCUUCAUCGUCAAACCCGACAGCGGUUCUCAGGGCGACGGCAUCUACCUGAUCCGCGAACCGUCCGACCUGCGCUCCACGUCCACUGGGGCCAUGGGCGGGUCCGGAGCGGUGCGCCAGGCCGUGGUGCAGGAGUACAUCCAGCGCCCCCUACUGAUCGACAAGCUGAAGUUCGACGUGCGCCUCUACGUCCUGGUGCGCUCCCUCGACCCUCUUGAAAUCUACGUGGCCAAGGAAGGCCUCUCCCGGUUCUGCACGGAACCCUACCAGGAGCCCAGCACCAAGAACAUGCAUCGGGUCUUCAUGCACCUGACCAACUACUCACUAAACGUGCAGAGCGGGAACUUUGUGCACUCCGACAGUCGGAACACGGGCAGCAAGCGCACUUUCACCAGCGUGCUCGGGCGACUGGGCGCCAAGGGCGCGGACGUCAAGCGCGUCUGGUCUGACAUCAUCGCACUGGUCAUCAAGACAGUCAUUGCCCUCGUGCCUGAACUCAAGGUCUUCUACCAGGCCGACAUCCCGCCGGGCAAGCCAGGGCCCACCUGCUUUCAGAUCCUGGGCUUUGACAUCCUCCUGAUGAAGAAUCUGAAGCCGGUGCUACUAGAGGUCAACUCCAACCCCAGCAUGAGGAUUGAACACGAGCAAGAGGUAUCUCCGGGGGUAUUCGAGUAUGUGCCGAGUCCAGUGGAUGAGGAGGUCAAGGUUGGGGUCAUCAGGGACACGCUAAGGCUUAUGGACCCGCUGAAGAAACAACAUACGGGUGCAGAGCAGGAGGAUAUCCUGGUGGAGGAGGGCUCGGUGGAGAAGGCGGGGCCUGAGGACCACGCCCUCCCCUCUCUGUGCCUGAAGCAGGUCUUCCCCAAGUACACCAAGCAGUUCAACUACCUGAGGAUGGUCGACCGCAUCGCUACCAUCUUCCUCCGCUUCCUCGGGGUCAAGGGAACCAUGAGGAUGGGACCCACGGGCUUCAGGACCUUUAUAAGGAACUGCAAGCUGAGCAACACCAGUUUCUCCAUGGCCUCUGUAGACAUCCUCUACAUCGACAUCACGCGCCGCUGGGCCGGCAUGCUGCCCGACUCCAGAGAAGCAGGGAUGACUCUGCAGGCGUUUGUGGAGUCCUUCUUCUACCUGGCGGGCCGGCGCUUUAAGUCCCUCCCCCUGAGGGAGCAGGUGUCGUCACUGCUGGAGCAAUGUGAGGCUGCCCUCGAGGGGCAGGGCCAGGAUGACAAACCACGGCCAUUGAGGGUUAGCCACGCCCCAUCCACCAACCCCGCCCUAACCAACUCACCAGCACCCGCACGGCGUAACCACGGUUACCGGCUACACCAGACACUGCGCCCGUCUGCGAAAGCAAACCCAGAGCACUGAGCAAUGGAUAGAAACACACAGACACAGACAACCCCAGUGACUGGUGGAGCAGAGUGAAACUCUUAUAGACCUGAUUGCUUUAUAUGUCUGAUAGGAAGUGUAAGAGUGUGUGUGUGUGUGUGUGUGUGUGUGCAUGUGUGAUUUUACAGAGGGGCGGAGGAGGAGAAAGUGAAAGCUUGCUUUUGGUUUCUAAAAAUCUCUCUUUCCAGAACCUCAGCAAAGAAGAAAAUGUUCAGUUGUGUUUGGGGGGAAUAUUUAUAGGAAUGUGGGUGUGUGUGUGUGUGAUCACACAGGCGCUGUCUUCAGGGAAAUCUAUGGAUCUUUAACUCGCCACAUUAUUCACACACACACACACACACACACACACACACACACACACACACACACACACACUCUUUUCCCUCUCUGUCACACCAAGCUUUCUCAGCUAUUACUAUGUGCUUGUGUGACACCGAGGUUUAUUUGCACUGCCCUCCUCUCAGUAUUCCCUUCACAUGAGUGUAGUAUUCACGACACUUGAGUGAUGUGUGUGUGAACCAAUCAAGGGCAUGCUUAAUUUCCACCCCUCCUGGCUCAACCAAUCAGAGCUUGAGUAAGAACAUUAGCAUUAUCCCGACAUAUGCCGUGAUCCUUUGACUUCAGAUCUGCAGCUACACUGACAAAAUGGCCACCUCCGUUACGGACCGGUGUGAUCGUCAGGCACCACUUCAGUGCCCUAAGUGUUUACCUAUUCUAAUUUAUAUUCUAUAGAUUUCACUUUAUUUUCUUUCUAUUUUGUGAGAUAUUGACUUUUUUUAUUUUCACUUGAAAACUAGCAUGUCACUCUCUCUCACACACACACACACACAGUAGGCGCAAUCAAAGAGAUCUGCUGUGAAUCUGAUCUGGCCUAAAAACAACAGAACCGUUGCGAGUAGAAACACACUCCAGCAUGUUCGCAGACUGCAGCCGGCUCUCAAUCAGAUCCACUGCAGACCUGGGCCAGCACUGGGCCACAUCUGGUUCAGAGUGUGCCUGUAUGGGGGUCAGUGGCCCAGCUUAAGAGUCUCCCUAUUAAUCGGGUUUGAGACGGUCUUACAGGAUUCCAUCCAUCAGGUACUACUGCAACUACUUCAACUCGGCUGGACUGGGACUGAUGGGCCUCAGAAUAAACAGUAUAUUACCAAAUGAAUAUAAA